GGGAAGGCGAAUGGCAUUUGAGGAGGCAAAGUUUUAUAUAUAUGGCUGUUGCUCUCGUACCACCCGACCAACCAUUUUCUGAAAUCUAAGGAGAAGCAAAAAUGGCGAUGGCUUUCAAGAUGGCAACCACCGGAAUGUGGGUGACGGAUGAAUGCAAGAAAUCGUUCAUGGAUAUGAAGUGGAAGAAGGAGCACAGAUACAUAGUGUUCAAGAUCGACGAAGGAUCCAGACUCGUCACCGUUGAUAAACUGGGUGGCCCCACCGACGGCUACCACGAUCUCACGGCUUCCUUGCCCACCGAUGAUUGCCGAUAUGCGGUGUUCGACUUCGACUUCGUCACCGUCGACAACUGCCGCAAGAGCAAGAUCUUCUUCAUUGCAUGGUCUCCGACAGCAUCGAGGAUUAGAGCAAAGAUUCUGUACGCAACUUCGAAGGAUGGGCUGAGAAGAGCACUGGAUGGAAUCAGCUAUGAACUCCAAGCCACGGAUCCAACGGAGAUGGGUUUCGAUGUAAUCAGAGACAUAGCCAAAUAGACAUGGAUUUUUGGAUUUUGAUUACUGAAUGCUCUCUAUCUUCGAAUGUGAUUUUCCGAUGAGUUUUAAUUCACCAGUUUCUUCUUUUGUAUAAUAGAGUUGUGAGGUUGAAAUUGAUGUAAAUGUAUGUGGGGCCUGUCAUCUUAAAUCAUAUUAAUACUGUAUCUACGUACUGUGCUUCAAAUUAAAUUAUUAAGCUCAAACCACCAUAGCCAACAAAA
Messenger RNA from Vigna angularis (adzuki bean), 754 nucleotides. Its product is annotated as actin-depolymerizing factor 5. NCBI's taxonomy places the organism in Eukaryota, Viridiplantae, Streptophyta, Magnoliopsida, Fabales, Fabaceae. Gene Ontology annotation, biological process: actin filament depolymerization; actin filament bundle assembly. The transcript is spliced from 3 exons. Bases 102 to 533 code for a protein of 143 amino acids. Gene Ontology annotation, cellular component: cytoplasm; actin cytoskeleton. The record is from RefSeq and is a predicted model, not a curated record. Gene Ontology annotation, molecular function: actin filament binding.